This is a messenger RNA of Rhineura floridana, 2729 nucleotides long. RefSeq lists its product as uncharacterized. The transcript has 5 exons. The coding region runs from base 361 to 1296 and encodes 311 amino acids. The record is from RefSeq and is a predicted model, not a curated record. Lineage: Eukaryota; Metazoa; Chordata; Lepidosauria; Squamata; Rhineuridae.
GCUGGCCUGGAGGGUCAGCCGCAGCGCCCAGCUGGCCGGCGGGCUGGUCGGUGGCGCCGCCCUGGCAGCCCUGCCAAGAACGCAGCAGACGCCCGGGGGUGGUGGCGGCGGCGGCGGCGGGAGGACUGUGCUGUGCUGGCGGUGCGGGUGUCGCUCCAGCCCGGGGGCACCUCGCUCGCUGCGGAAUCAUCUGGGUGAAAGAGCCCCUGAGCGCCUGCAGAGUGCCUCUCUGUCAGCCGCGGUGGCGUCCGGGAAAACGUGGGACCGCGGAGGCUGCCCUGUGCCUUGGGAAUGAAUCAGUCGUCUGAGUAGCGCUGAAAGGGGCCAGGAAAUGGGGCCCGCCCCAAAGAGUCGCCCUGAAUGAUGCCCAGGGGCCGUGCCUGGACCCAGCAGGAGAUCGGCUGCCUCCUGGCUCUCAUCAGAGGCUGCAGGGAGGUGAUGCUGCUGAUGGCCUCCACUUCGCGGCCCAACGAGGCUCUGUGGCGCGAGAUCUCGAGGAAGCUGGCGGCAGCCGGGUACAGCCGCAGUGUGGCCCAGUGCCGGUGCAAGUGGAAGGCCCUCAAGCAGGCCUUCUACUCCGAGUGGGAGACGCGCCAACAGGGCAGCUGCCACUCCCCCCGUGUGCCCCCCCACUACAAGAACAUGGAGAAGAUCUGGAAAGUUGCGGGGCGGCCCGUCUUUGGGGAACGGUGCCUGCCGGAUCUGGGGGAGCCGCCUCCCCACAAGAACAGGCGCAAUUCAGAGGCCAGUCCAUCCCCCUCCUCAACACAGCCACAAGGUGCAGCAUGCAGCAGAGAUUCCUCUUCUGAGCGCCAGCGGUCCUUGGUCCCAUUGGCAGGAAACCAGCCUCUGCCAGUCCGUGCCCAAGAGGACUCGCCUGAGAAUGCAGAAGAAAAACAGAUGGCAAUGGGUGAGCAGGCCUCAGCAUCAGGUGUUCAAGUGCCCAGCAUGGUCAGCCUACUCCAGAGCAUGCAACAGAUCCUGGUGCAGAUCCUGUGCACGUCGCAGCAGCAUCAGCUCCUCCUGGAAAGCCUGGCCAGCGACACCGUCUCCCACCUGCACGUCAUCUCUGACAACCUGGCACAGGUGGGUGAGACUCUGCAGGAAUUGCUGGUCCAGAGCCAUGGCCACUCCGCUGCCACCUUCGCCGAUCCGUACAGCCUCCACACACCCAUUUGUGAGAGCACAUCCCAGCCCUGUUCCCCGGGCAUCCCACCCGGCUCUCCUUAUCUGAAAGCAGCAGCGGCCUCGUUGCUUGACCUUGGCUUCCACCCUCACCGCUUGGUGCUGCGCUGAGCCGGCUCAGCCUCCCGCCCAGGCUUUUGUGGAUCCAGCACCGGGGACACAAUUUGCCUCUCUGGGCUAAGGAUGUACAUUUUCCAACGUCAGGAUCCAUAUCCUUCGGGGAAAGCUUUCAGACUUUUUGUACAAUGUUAUUUUUGUAAUGAAAUUAAAAGUGAGGAAAGGUGUUCAGCCCUUUUCUCACACAGCAGCAUCAGAGCCAUGGAGAGAAAUGGAGGGCUGUGGAUGCCCUGGCUGACCCAGGGGGCAAGGCAGAGUGGCUGGGUGUUAGAAUGGUUCAGCUGGGCAAGGAAGAAACAGAAAGGCAACCCCAGCCAGCUGCGUGAGGCCGGCACCCAAAGCUGUUUGAGAUGGACACUCUCACCUGGGUCACAUGUAAGGCUCAGGGUGAACGUGCAGGUGUGUGGGUCCUCACAGGAGACAGUAGGUAUGUUUUGCUCCUCCUCCGGUCUUGAUGUGGUCACUGGCCAGGCUUAGCAUGUCAUCUGAACCCUGGAGCGUGGUUUGUCUUGCUCCAGACAAACCAUGAGUGUAGCCUACAUUUGUUCUUGAGUUUACGCUUAGACACUUAGCGCUGCCACGAGCCAGGGUCUAAGUGAAUGACCUCUGAGGUCCCGGUCUUGCAGCAGAACUUCUGGCUGCUCCUCUAGGCAGAGGCUUUGCAACACCCACUCCUCAGGGGUAGCCAGUGUGGUGCCUUCCAGAUGCUGUUGGACCACAACUCCCAUUAUCCCUGACCACUGGCCAUGCCGGCUGCUGGGGCUUGGAGUCCCACCACCGUUGGGGACACCACAUGUGUUACCUCUGCCCAUACCUGAUCCCCCCAGGGGUGGAACAGCUGCAGAGACUCCCCCCACCUGCCCCCUCACUCAUCAUCAUGGGCCCACCCUAUGGCUGCUGGAUCCUUCCUUUGGGCCUGCAGCUUUGAUUGGAGCAUAUUUUUGAUACUCUCAGAGGUUACAUCUUUGAUUCUUCCUGGUACAGCAAACUUUACUAGUCCAGGGGGGCAAAACAGCUGCUGCCAGUGGCAUUUAUUCAGCCAGAUAAGCACAGAUAAGGGCACAUCCACAGCUGAAGCUGGCCCUUAAAGAGCACACACACACACCCAGCUCUGAGAUCCUUGUCACCUUUCAUUUUGUAAAGUACGUCUCCAUCCCUCUUACUGAUGAGGAGGGGCGGGAUCCAAGAGGUCAGGGGGCCGGAGCACCCAUCCUGCCUGGUUGCUGUGUGGAAGGAAGCCCCCUCCCAGCAAGCUUCAGGAAGGGUUCAGAUAUUAGCGAGAAGCAUGCAGGCACUUGCUUUUUGUUUAUUUUUUAUUAAAGUUGAAUUAUAUUUAUUUUAUUUAUUAAACAAAAUUUAUGUACUGUUUUGAUUGUAAAAAAACUCUUAAGCAGUUUAUAACAUUAUCAAUAAAAACAGUUAAAACA